This is a messenger RNA of Poeciliopsis prolifica (blackstripe livebearer), 1599 nucleotides long. RefSeq names its product corticotropin releasing hormone binding protein (gene crhbp). The coding region runs from base 122 to 1084 and encodes 320 amino acids. NCBI's taxonomy places the organism in Eukaryota, Metazoa, Chordata, Actinopteri, Cyprinodontiformes, Poeciliidae. The transcript has 7 exons. Gene Ontology annotation, biological process: hormone-mediated signaling pathway; negative regulation of corticotropin-releasing hormone receptor activity; negative regulation of corticotropin secretion. The record is from RefSeq and is a predicted model, not a curated record. Gene Ontology annotation, molecular function: corticotropin-releasing hormone binding.
GACUCGCUCCGUGGCGGAUUGGACGAGUGUAUAAAACAAAACUAAAAGGCAGCGCUGACCGCGAAGCAGUUCAGCUCAGACCUCUCCCAACUUCACUCCAAGUGAAUCUCGCACGCGUGUUAUGGAGCGCACUUUCCGGGAGCGGCUCUUCUUCCUGCUGCUGUGUCUGUCCGUCCUGAAGGGAGACUGCAGGUCCAUCGAGAACAACGACAUCUCCAAAGAUGAACUCUUCUCGCUGUUAAGCUCGGAUCUGAGGAGGGAAAUACCCGAGCUGUUGAUAUAUCGCAGACCUUUGCGUUGCCUGGACAUGGUGGCCGUGGAGGGUCAGUUCACCUUCACGGCUGAGACCCCCCAGCUCAGCUGCGCGACUUUCUUCCUGGCGGAGCCCGACGAGCUGAUCAGUGUGGAGUUUGACAGCGUGGACAUCGACUGCAGCGCAGGAGACUUCAUCACAAUAUUUGACGGCUGGGUGAUGAAGGGCGAGAAGUUCCCCAGCUCCCAGGAUCACCCGCUGCCUUUGCACGAGCGCUACGUGAACUACUGCGACUCGGGCGCCGCGGGGAAAAGCGUGCGUUCCUCCCAGAACGUGGCCAUGGUCUUCUUCCGCGUUCACGGCGCCGGCAGCAGCUUCGCAGUGACGGUCAGGAAGCACGUCAACCCCUUUCCCUGCAAUGUCAUCUCACAGUCACCAGAGGGCAGUUACACAAUGGUGACGCCACAGCGGCACAGAAACUGCAGCUUCUCCAUCAUUUAUCCAGUGGCAAUCGACAUCUCAGAGUUCAGCCUGGGACACCACAGCAACUUCCCCAAGAGAUCCUUACCUGGUUGUGCAGAAUCCGGGGAUUACGUGCAGCUGCUGGGAGGAAGUGGCAUCGACACGUCUAAACUGCUUCCCAUCACAGACCUCUGCAUCUCCUUCACUGGACCCACCCGCAUGAAGAUUGGCUGCGACAACACGGUGGUGAGGAUGGUGUCCAGCGGGCGCUUCGUCAGCCGUGUGUCUUUCAGCUACAGGCUGCUGGACGGCCAGGAGCUGCAGACGAUCAAACUCAACAACGUGGAAGAUUUCUGUUUCAGCAACUGAUCCCGGCAGGGGGUUCACGGCGUCACACGCAUCGCUUGACUGCCAAACAUUUCUAAAGUCACUUUUUUUUUCCUUUUCUUUGUUUGUUUUUUUUUUGUUUCCCCUCACCCAGACUAAAAUCCGAGGAGAUUGAAGUAAAAAUGAAAACUAAUAAAUAUCAUAAGGUUGUGACAUUCACUGGCAUUUUGAAUUCAUUCCCCCUAUUCUCUCAUUUUAAUACUUUUUUAAAAAAAUCUUUUUUUUUAUGGCUCACUGUUGUAGCAUCUCAGCUGUCCCUUUGGUUUAACGCCUUGUUUGUAACGUGUAUUUAUUAUCGACGUGGGAUCAUUGUGAUCCUUUAAGAUGAAUGGUGCUAAACGGAGCGCUGCGUCUGUCCGGUUUGUGCGAGUCCGUUCAUGUGGCGCAGAAAGCGAAAUAAAAGAAAUGUGAGUAUCUGGCGCCAUUAUGCAGUUAAAUUUGGUUUAAAAAAAAAACACACACACUUUUGUAAUAAAUUUAUACUGCAUGGCAAAGCA